This is a messenger RNA of Trichoderma asperellum CBS 433.97, 852 nucleotides long. RefSeq lists its product as uncharacterized. Lineage: Eukaryota; Fungi; Ascomycota; Sordariomycetes; Hypocreales; Hypocreaceae. The record is from RefSeq and is a predicted model, not a curated record. Gene Ontology annotation, molecular function: oxidoreductase activity.
AUGACCGUCUUCUUGAUAACAGGCGCGAGCUCUGGCCUAGGUUCCGAGCUGAGUCUCAAGGCUCUGCAGCAUGGCCACAAAGUCUUCGGAAUAACUCGCAACUCGGAUAAAGCUAGAGAAUCUAGUCCAAAUUUUGCGAAUUUGGGAGGCGUAUGGUGUGAGCUAGAUGUUUCCAGCGCCUCAUGCGAAAAUUUAAUUCGCGAUAUCGCUGAAAAGGAGAAUGUGGAUGUUCUAGUCAACUCAGCCGGGUAUGCACUCUUGGGCCCUGUGGAACAGAUUAGCGACACAGAGGCUCACGCCCAGAUGGAAACCAAUUUCCACGGGACAUUGCGGGCCAUUCGAGGCGUCCUCCCGACAUUUCGCUCUCGCCAAUCUGGCACCAUCGUCAAUAUUACUAGCGGUGCAGGAUUUAUUGGACUCGCUAGCCGGGGACUAUACGCCAGCAGCAAGUUCGCAGUAGAAGGUCUUUCCGAAGCACUUGCAAAUGAACUCAGUCCAUUUAACAUACGAAUUAUCAUCGCUGAGCCCGGUGCAUACCGAACCAAUUUUAUGGACACUCUCACCUUCCCAGAAGCAGGAUUAGGUCAAUAUUCGGACACUCCAGCUGCAAAAAUGCUUGAAUUGACGAAAAACAUGAGACAUCGUAAAUUAGGAGAUGUCGCCAAGGCUGCCGAGGUGCUUCUCAGCGUCAUUCUCGGAACGGGCCCUGCAACUGCUGAGGACAUAAAAAAGUGUUUGAGAAUACCUAUGGGCCAAGACUGUUGGCCUCUGGCUAAGAAGGAAGCAGAGGCAUGGCUGAAGGAAUUGGAUACAAUAGAGACCAUCUCAAUGAGCAUUGGAAUAGAAGAAUAG